Molecule: messenger RNA, 1443 nt
Organism: Quercus lobata
Lineage: Eukaryota; Viridiplantae; Streptophyta; Magnoliopsida; Fagales; Fagaceae
Product: beta-amyrin 28-monooxygenase-like
Exons: 4
Coding region: 1-1443 (480 amino acids)
Biological process (GO): sterol metabolic process
Molecular function (GO): iron ion binding; heme binding; monooxygenase activity
Source: RefSeq, a predicted model, not a curated record
AUGGUGGAGAAAAGCCACACAGAGAGAGACACGACGCUUGUGGUCCUUUCUAUUUCGUUCUGCCUUGUCUUCCUCAUAUUUAGACAAAAGUCCACUCAUUCCAAGUUACCACCUGGUAAAAAGGGUUGGCCAAUCAUUGGAGAAACAUUAGAAUUUGGUACGGCUGGACAAAGGGGAACCCCAGAGAUAUUCAUUAGGGAAAGAAUGAGAAAAUACUCUCAGGAUCUCUUUCAAACCUCACUGUUUGGGGAGAACUUGGCUGUGUUGUGUGGUGCUUCAAGAAACAAGUUUUUGUUCUCCAACGAGAAAAAAUAUGUCACCGCUUGGUGGCCACGAAGCAUACAGAAAGUAGUGUUUGAAUCUGAAGAAAGCUAUGACAACAAUGAUUCUACUAAAUUGCGUAGCCUCGUGGUUGAAUUUCUAAAGCCAGAAGCUCUUCAACAUUUCAUAGCUAUCAUGGACUCCAUGGCAAAGGAACACUUGGAGAUAGAUUGGUGUCCUUACAAACAAGUCAAGAUUUUGUCACUGUCAUUGAAGUAUACCUUUGCAUUGGCUUGUAGGUUGUUUAUGAGUAUCACAGAUCAUAACCAUGUGAAAACAUUUUCUGAUGCCUUUAACCUUGUCAAAGCUAGUACAGUGUCUGUGCCUAUAAAUAUUCCAGGUACAGCCUACAAUCGUGCCUUAAAAGGAGGCAAAGUUAUUCGCCAAGAGAUUUUUGCGCUUAUCAAAGAGAGGAAGAAAGAGCUAGCAGAGAAUAAAGGGACAGUUGCUCAUGACUUAUUGACUCAUACACUCCUUGCAUCAGAUGAGAAGGGUAGAGCUUUGGACGAGAUGGUGAUUGCUGGAAACAUUUUGGGCUUACUUAUUGCUAGCCAUGAUACCACUAGUUCUGCUAUCACAUCCGUGUUGAAGUAUCUAGCAGAGUUCCCUCAUGUUUACAAUCUGGUCUUGCAAGAGCAAGUGGAGAUUGCAAGAUCCAAAGGUCCAAAGGAUUUGUUGAAUUGGGAUGACAUUAAAAAGAUGAAGUACUCUUGGAAUGUAGCAUGUCAGUCGAUGAGGCUAUUAUCGCCUGCUCAAGGAGCAUUCAGAGAGGUUAUACAUGACUUUACUUACAAAGGUUUUACUAUCCCUAAAGGGUGGAAGACAUUUUGGACUGUACAUUCGACACACAAAAAUCCUAAAUACUUUCCAGAUCCUGAGAAAUUUGAUCCUUCAAGAUUUGAAGGGAAUGGCCCAGCACCUUACACUUUUGUACCAUUUGGAGGAGGACCUCGAAUGUGCGCUGGAGGGGAGUAUGCUCGUUUACAAACACUAGUGUAUAUGCUUAAUGUGGUGACAAGAUUCAAGUGGGAGAAAGCAAUUCCAGAUGAAAAGAUUACUUACCAACUAUCAUCCAUUCCAGUUAACGGUCUUCCCGUUAUCCUUAAACCUCAUAAAUUUUAG